AUGCAGCAAGAUAGCAGCAUUAUGAAAAAUAAUGAGCUAUCAACAAGACAACAACAAGAGGCAAACCAACUACAAAUAGCACAAGUAACAAAUAUAGAGAAGACCAUGAAAUUACAAGAAGACAAAGAUAUAGAAGCAGAAGAGAAAAAUUUUGAUAUCACUACAACAAAGAGAGUCAAGAGUGAAGGGCAUUGUCCUAGCUAG
Molecule: messenger RNA, 204 nt
Organism: Dentiscutata heterogama
Lineage: Eukaryota; Fungi; Glomeromycota; Glomeromycetes; Diversisporales; Gigasporaceae
Source: the annotation of a GenBank genome assembly